AUGUCAAUAUUCUCUCACUACCACUGCUCUGUGGGCCGUGGUUACAGCAGGCUGUUGAUGCAGGGAGUGUGGCCCUUACACAUCCCUCAACCUCAAAGCCAGAUCCAGUUUACAGUUCGCGGUACAGAAGAAAUUAGCCUCGUCUUCUAUCAGAUUUUAUCAAAAGGCAAGGUUGUUGCAUCUGGAAAUCAGGCAGUCAACCCAGCCAGUACAACGUUUGAUAUUUCGAUUGCCGCAACACCAUCUAUGGCACCAAGCGCCACCAUUGUUGUGUACUAUAUGAACAACCAAAGGGAAGUUAUUGCUGCAGCCGAAAAAUUUCAAGUUGAAUUCAGCCUGAACAAUCAGAUGACAAUGAGCUGGGAUGCUGCCAGGAAGGAGGUCAAUGAGACGGCAGUUCUGACAGUCACAGCAGAACCUAAUUCGUACGUGUCGGUGGGGGCUGUUGACCAGAGCGUUCUCCUGAUGAGCGAGUCCAACGACAUCACUGUGGAUCGGGUAGUAACUGAACUGGACAGCUACAGUGAUCAGCAUGGCCCAAAAUGCUGUGGACCUGUGCCACUAAAUAGAAGAUUUCGGCGCAGCAUCAUAUGGUACCCCUUCAGGUCGGCAUCAGACACUGCUCAGGUUCUCUCGUCGGCCGGACUGGUUUACAUGACUGAUGCCUUUGUGUUUAGUGAACCCCCACAGAAUGAAAUAAUAGCAUUUGAUGGCGACAUUAUGGAGGCUGCUGUACCUGAUUUGGUUUUCCUAAAGACUGACAGCACUGGAGGUGGAGUGCAGCAAACAGAGCUAUAUGUGCGGAAGUUCUUUCCAGAGAGCUGGCUGUGGGACUCAGCAGUGGCAGGACUUGAUGGCAGGGCGACUUUUUCUGUGUCUGUACCUGACACACUCACCAAAUGGGUGGCCACAUCUUUUGCUCUUCAUCCCACCUUGGGUCUGGGCAUCCCCCCUCAGAGAGCAAAUCUGACUGCCUUCCUGCCUUUCUUCCUGAGAGUGGACAAGCCCUACUCUGUAAUACGUGGAGAAGAGGUCACCAUCAAGGUCAUUGUCUACAACUACCUCAACAGGAAUAUUCAGGCCACAGUAGAGCUGUUCCAGUCCAAUGACUUCAAAGUGAAGGAAAACCCUAAUGAUGUGACAGCUGUAUCCAAAACUAUCACCAGGACAGUACAGGUGGAUGACCAGAAAGGAGCUAGUGUCAGUAUUGUGGUUGUCCCAGAAACCCUGGGUCACCUGACUCUACAGCUUAGAGCUAGCACCACUGGGGCCGCAGAUGCCCUGGAGGAACCACUCCUGGUGGAGCCUGAAGGACGGAUGGUGGAAGACAACAAGCCAAUUUUUAUUAACCUUGAUCAAACUGGAACAUCUCAGCCCAUCAGUGAAACUGUGAACUUCCCGUUAAGCAACCAGGUAGCUGGCUCUAAGGCAAUCAUCAUCAGUGUUAUUGGGGACAUGUUAGGCACCACUCUUACUGGGUUAGGAAACCUUAUCCGCAUGCCGUACGGCUGUGGGGAACAGAACAUGGUCUCGUUUGUCCCCAACAUUGUGGUCCGUAAGUACCUGGAAACCACGGGCACCAUCACUUCUAAGCAGACCGUUGACACAACCAGGUUCAUGGAAUCAGGCUACCAGAGAGAGUUAACCUAUCAAAGAGAAGAAGGGUCUUUCAGCGCUUUUGGCGAUCGUGAUUCGGCCGGAAGCACGUGGUUGACAUCGUUUGUAGUGCUGAGUUUUAAACAAGCUGAGCCAUACAUCUUUAUAGACGAUGCUGUUUUGGUGAAAGCCCUGACCUGGCUUAUUAAGGAGACAUAUGAUCAGCGAACAGCCACAUUCCGUGAGGUGGGCAAUGUGCUCCACGAGGCCAUGCAGGGUGGGUCUGGCAACACCAUGACAGCUUAUGUGCUGAUAGCUCUGGAAAUGUGCAGUGAUUUUAACCAAACCAUACCACAAUAUCUGGAUGUGCUGUCUGCCGUGAGGAGGAAUCUGGAGGAGUCUGUUGAUACCACCACUGACCCCUAUAACCUUGCCAUCAUGGCCUAUGCUCUCCAGCUCUCAAACAGCCCCUCUGUGGACAGAAUCCUCAGUAAACUAGACACCACCGCCCUCCUGGACUCAGGUAUGAAAUACUGGAAGCUGAGUUCAGAGGAGAAGAAUCCGAGAACAUGUUACCGUUGUCAUCGUCAGAACAACCAGGUAGAACUCGCCUCGUUUGUUCUGUUGACGUACGUGCAGAAACGUGACUUGCCAUCAGCGCUGCAGGUGGCACGCUACCUCAUGUCCGCCAAGAAUCCACAGGGAGGCUUCUAUAGCACACAGGACACAGUGUGGGGACUCCAGGCACUGUCUGAGUUUGGCAUGAGCACGCGAAGUAAUGGACAACAGUUCUCAGUAGCCGUCUCUGUAGGACCGAACUGGAAGAGAGAUUUUACUGUGGAUGCUGUCAACUCCCAAGUUGUGCAGAGAGCUGAACUUAAAGAUGAAGAGAUUGAUGGAAACACUAUUCAGGUGACAGUUGAUGCGUCAGGGAUUGGUACUGGACUGGUAGAGAUUGGAAGCCAGUAUUACACAACAGAACAGGAGGAGAACAGUCGCCUGAAGCUGAGAGUGGAUACAAGGGAUCGCAAUCCCCAAGUGAAGGAAUUCACCAGCUGUGUACAAGUAGUGGACAACACAUUGAAGGACAUGAUCGUCGUGGAGAUUGCUGACCCAUCCGGCUUCUCUGUGGACACGAGCAGCAUUGAACAGGGGCGCAACAUCCGCCGGGUGGAGAAAGAUGGAAAAAUGACUUCGAUCUAUUAUGGAGAUCUGCCCUCAGGUCAGGAAGAAUGCACCAAAAUGAUGUCUUACAAGCAGAACGAUGUGGCCAAUGUACAAGCUCCUGUGGCCAGAGCCUUCGGAUAUUACACAGGCGAGGAAACUGCUGUAGCUUAUAUGCAACAGAGUAUCGAGACCACCGCCGUAGUACCAACAACGCCGACUAGUGCCGCUCGCCAGCUGGGCGCCAGCGUUGCAUCCAUCUCACUAUUCCUCUUGAUGAGCUUGUUGUGUUUUGUUGCCUGAGGAUUUACAACUGUGUGUGUAACAUAAAUCAAAUACAUAUCAGUGUGCUUCUCCAUGUACCGUAUGCAUGUGUAACCUCAGUGCUGUGAAUAAUUUUUCUCCAUGUCUCCUGUAUUUUUUAUAGUUUUUGAUAACCCUGUCUUACAUUGGUUACAAUUUUAUGGCAAAUUUUUCCAAGAUAUAAAUGUUUGUGGUUCAAGUGCUUUGACGCAAAUCAGGGAUUGCCUAUUUGAUAUUUCAAUGACUGCCAAGGUUUAUUGAGAAGAAUCUGAUAUGUUAGCUGUUUUAACCUUUAAUAAAUAUAACGACUAGCACCUGAGCAAAAUAUACAGGUAGACUUGUUCUGUCUUGUACUUGGCCAGGCUGUAUUAUCAUUGAUUUCAAUUGACUUUUAUAAAACAGACGUUUUUAAAUGUGAUCAGAGUACUUCUGUGCUGGUCUCAAAUUUAUCUCAAAUUAAUGUAUUAUUUCAUAUUAGGAGCUCAGUGUCUUUUUUUUUCCUCGAAACAACUUUUCUCAACUGUUGUGUUAUGAAAGGAAGUUUUAAUGGUUGUUUAUGCAUACAACACCUGUUGGCCUUUUUAUAUGUAUAUAUGUGUUUCUUCUUAGGACAUGCCAAGCACCACGCAGCUGCCGUCAUUUUACCUCCUCCAUUUGUACACGUAUUGGUUUUGUAAGAAGUUUGAUAUUAUUUUUAUUACCUAAUAUAAAAUACAUUCCCUUUACAAAGCUGACUGCUUUACAAGCAAAAAAAAUUUAAAAAAAUAAAAAAUCCAUGACUGCAGUUUUGAAGAAAAGAUAGAAUGUGGCAGAAGUUUUGUAAUCCCACUGUACAGCUGGGUUGUACUUGAAUAGUGAGUGAAAAGUCCUGGUUGGUCUCAGUGAUACCAGAGGCAGUAUUCCCUGCAUUUCUGUCCUUUUAGUGCCUUACCACACAGCACCCAGAAUUAAUACACCUGACUAAACAUGUCCAAAAUAAAUAAAAUGGUGUUCUACAUCAGAAAAAAAUGACUUUGUUAAUCUUUAAGAUCUGGGUUUCUGAACAAUGAGACCCACUGUGAUGACCUAAUGGUUAGAGAAUGCUUCAAAGUCGGAAGACUGUGGAUCAACCCUGGGAUGGGUCGUACAAGAGAUUUUCAAAAAUGGUACGUCGCUUGGUGCUCAGCACAGAGAGGUUAAAAAUAGGACUGGUUGGACCGGUGUUAGUAUUACGUGACUAAGUGGGGUGUCAUGUCUGGUGUCUUCGGCACGAUGCUUCAGUGACGGCAUCAGCACGGGCUCGGCCUGCCACAAGAAGGUACACUGUGUACACCUAAUGACUCUUAUAUGACUGAAAAAUUGUCACGCAUACAUAUAUACUAAAUGAAUCAUUUUUUUCCACCAUUAAUAAAAAAAACUUUUGA
This is a messenger RNA of Liolophura sinensis, 4466 nucleotides long. Its product is annotated as CD109 antigen-like. NCBI's taxonomy places the organism in Eukaryota, Metazoa, Mollusca, Polyplacophora, Chitonida, Chitonidae. Gene Ontology annotation, molecular function: endopeptidase inhibitor activity. Gene Ontology annotation, cellular component: extracellular region. Bases 1 to 3063 code for a protein of 1020 amino acids. The transcript is spliced from 25 exons. The record is from RefSeq and is a predicted model, not a curated record.